CUCAGAUGUAUGUCUUCCUUCUGGACGCUGUCAGGAAUACUGCAGAAUUUGGGUGAAAUUGUGUUCUCCCCUUGCACUCGAAUUAGUGGUGAUCAGUAGGCGUAGUAUAGGCCAAAGAGCAGGCCCUGAGGUCAGUGCUAUCAGAAGGGCAAUCUCACAAUUAGAUUAUACACAGAUGCCAGUUUAUACAGUACACCUAACUAAAACUAAUGCAGUCUGCUACAACAGUCUUGCAGUACGUCCUACCUUCAUAUCAUGAAGUGGAAAUGUCCCGUCUCAUUCACAAGCUGUACUUUCUUAAGUUGGAGGAAAGAAGACUCUCAGGACGACAUUUGUCAGAGAGUGGGGCCCUUCCUCACGGACAUCAAGAAGACAAGAAUACUCAGUUUAACGUGCUGUUGAACAUCCUCAUCAUUAUGUGUUUUUUAUGUUUUUUCCAGUUUGCUUUGUUUCCCUGCUGGUGUGGGUGUGUUCGUUAUUGUUCUGGGUGGAACAGGUUCGGUUCCUACGCCUUUAAGAAAUGAAUACACUGAUCCUGCUGUCACGAAUGUUUGAGAGACGUGUUCAUCCAGGACGAUGGUCCUUUUGGAGGCUACAGUUUGUGUUGCUGUUGAACUGCAUUGUACUGACCCAUAUGGCCGUAUGUUUUUUGUGCAGGUACGUGUUUAUUUACAGCUCUUUCCUCUUUUCUUACUUGCAGUUCCGCCUCCAACAAACGUGGCUGUGAGCUGCCAGAAUCUCAAAGUCACAGUCAGCUGGGAAUACAGCCAACAGCAGCCAGAAACCAGCUUCAGGGUGCACAUCAAAGGCGCCACUGGGGAAUCUGAGAAGGAGACCACAGUCCAUCAGUAUGAUCUGACCCCCUUCAUCUGGGCAUAUGAAGAGCGCUACAUGGACAACUUCUUUGUCACUGUGACAGCUGUCCAGGGAGGCAACCAGUCUGAAGCAGUGCAAUCUGAAACGUUCAGCUUUAACUAUUUAAAGCCAACUGUUAGAAGAUGUGAAUUAGAUUUCCCUCAUGUGACUCUGAAUGUGAAGGAGGCCACUGUGACUUUCAGAAAUCCUCUGCACUUCUACAGCGAACUGAAGCAGGCUGACAAGCCGGAUGAUGCUUCCUUUAAAUUCUAUGUCUCUUCAAAACACGGAGAUGUAGCCAAUGAUUGCACAGUGAAAGAGGAAAACUGCCGCUGUGAUAUCUCUUUUCCUGAGGGUGUGGACAAGUGCGUCUCGCUGAGGGGAAUGUUGUUUGAUGGGAUUGGCGUUAACCAGGUGAUGUUCAGACAGACCGGUGACAUCUGUGAAAGUAACGAGGCUGGGGUCCAUGUGAUCACACUUGUUGUACUGCUGUCCCUCACUGCCUUCAUAAUCAUUGUGAUAACAAUUUUAAUCUGUAAAGCGAAGGCCUGGACGAUGGAGACACCCAGUCUACCCAAGCCUCUGCAACCAGACCUCAGGGAACGGGACUUGAGGUACGAUAUUGUGUCCGACACCGACAUCAGCGCUGUUGGGCUGACUGUCAAAAAGAAACCUUUGAUUUGCUCUGAGGAGGAGAAUUAUCCCGCCAAGAACCUCCAGCACUGCAGCUCUGAUUUCCAGCCUCCUUACAGCUCCAGCAUGGACAGAGGACUUUUGGAGGGCAGAAACCAGGAGCUGGAAGCCGUGGCGUUGAUAUCAGAGGGACACAGGACAGAUGAGGACUCUGCAGAUGACUCUGAGAAAACAGAGUGUGUCUCCAUUAAUUUGGAGGAGGAGGAAGAGGAAAGGUCCCCCUACGACUCCCCACAUGUUCUGCAAGUGGACAUGGGUGACGGGGACAUGGCCACAGGUUACACCAGCAGCUAAGACACUGUCAGAGGACUUUUCUGGGGGAGAUUGGGAGGAAGUUCAUUUAAUUAUGGCUUUAACUCCAGGAUGGCCGUCACAUGUUCGUACCUUGGGGCCGACUGAGCACAAUAAAGCCUGAUCCAGCAUACUCAGAGAGAAGCCAGGAAUAACUGCACUGAUUGAAACUGAAACCUUACUCUCUGAAGUGACGCUGAAGUGGCCCUCCUGUACCUUCAAACUGAUUUUUCAGGACCGUAUGUGGCAUUGAGGGCGACCCAUAACCCAUUUUUUAAUAAGAAGAUACAGAAGUUAAAGCUGCUGCUCGACUGUGUUGUAGCGCAGAAACAAUGUGGUGAUCAUCCAGUCACCUUCCGGCAGGUUUCAGCUGGAUCUCUGAGCCUCAGACGGCCUCUGCUCCUGCGGCAUUUUAUCAGAUGCAGCGGUGCGCAUUCUUGUCUGAGAGCGGCUGCUUCAAAACAGAACAAUAAGAUUUUUAUCCAGAACUGACACAAACCACAGCCAAUCACACGUUGUUUAAGCACUUUGCUGGAACUUUUCUUUUAGUGUCAUCUGACAUUGUGUGUGCAGCUGUUGAUGAAAUGAACACUCCGUGCAUUGUUUUUUAUCUUGAUGUUGAGGUCAAUGAAUUAAGUUUUUCUUGUGUGAACUGAGCCUUUCACACCUUCAGGUUGUUGCGACCGUGUAGAACAGUUUUUCUUGCGAGUUAAACUGAGCACCGCAUACAGUCUGGACUUUCCACCCCUGGCAGCAGAUUUACAUAGCGUCAUAAAUACCUGUCAAUGUUGGUGCCACAUUUAACAAAUACACCGCGCAACCGCUGUCAUGUGCAGCUGCUGGACGACCUGCUAAACCAGUCCUGCAGGCUGCGUGUUGGGAGUUUAAUGAUCAUAUUUUUUAAUCGCAGAACAUUUUGUUUAAGCUCUUGUUGUCGUAUGUCUUAUGCAUCAGUAAAAUGCUGCUUUUACAGUAAUUGUUCAGUUUGAUUUAGGGUUAAACACCAAAGCCAAAUAGAUUUUUUUCAUUUUUUUUAACCUUACUGAACACGUCUUCUGCUUCUAAUACCAACAUGAGAUCUGAAUUUAUCAAAUAAAAUGGAUUUUAUUUUUUAAAAAUCUGGUGUCAGUCGUUG
This is a messenger RNA of Chelmon rostratus (copperband butterflyfish), 2974 nucleotides long. RefSeq names its product interferon gamma receptor 1 (gene ifngr1). The transcript is spliced from 6 exons. The record is from RefSeq and is a predicted model, not a curated record. NCBI's taxonomy places the organism in Eukaryota, Metazoa, Chordata, Actinopteri, Chaetodontiformes, Chaetodontidae. Gene Ontology annotation, molecular function: protein binding. Bases 577 to 1842 code for a protein of 421 amino acids.